Sorex araneus (European shrew) is the source of this 4752-nucleotide messenger RNA. RefSeq names its product ring finger protein 214 (gene RNF214). The record is from RefSeq and is a predicted model, not a curated record. The transcript has 15 exons. Gene Ontology annotation, molecular function: ubiquitin-protein transferase activity. The coding region runs from base 643 to 2787 and encodes 714 amino acids. Lineage: Eukaryota; Metazoa; Chordata; Mammalia; Eulipotyphla; Soricidae.
GGGCGGCGAUUCCCCGUUUUCUCUCCGGAGCUCGGUCCAGUGGGGGGAAACUGAGGCACGCGGCGGUGUUUUUAGGGAGGGGUGUGUGUGGACACAGCCCAGUCGCCACCAUCCCUGUGCGGGUGUCCAGCGGAGGUUAUUACAAUAAAAAAGGAGACUCAGGACGAGCCCCGCGUGCCUUUCCUCCCCUCCAGGGCUUCCCCCAUUGCCCUGUUUUUCCUGCCAGGCCGGAGGGCCCCGGGGUUGCCCCGCGGCUAGAGGAUGGUCUGGUGACCCCAGCAGGGCUGCUGGCCGGGUCCCUCGUGGGGGGCACCCCGUCUUGGAGCUGGUUUUCUAGGCUUGCAGCGAUGCAGCCGCUCUCCGAAGCGGUACUUUCUGCCCAGUCCCGGCUUCUCCCAACUUUUCCCAUCUGGGGAAAAGGAACUUGGAAAACGCCCGGUGGAGAAGCGCUGCUUCUUGCAAGCACCUCCAGAAGACUCAGGGGAAGCUAACGGAGAGUGCUUUUAUUAUGGGUGUUUUUUUUUUCCCCAAAUUUUAAUUUUUGGAUUUGGGGGGGGCCACACCUGGCUAUAGUCAGGGAUCACUCCCGGCUAACUUGGGGGACCGGAUGGGGUACCCAGGAGUGAACACUGGUCCGUGCAGAUGCUUCACCCCUUGUGUGGUCCCUGCCCGGAGAGUGCUUUCAGUCUAACAGCCGGCACAGAGCAGAUGGCGGCGCCCGAGGUGGCUGGCAUAGCAGCCAGUGCCCCCGACCCUCCCGAAUCCUCCUCUAGUUUAUGUGCUUCCAAAUCCGAGGAAGGCUUCCCCGAUGGUCUAAGCCCCAAAGACCCUGCAGAGAAGCACAAGAGCUCUCCUCUGUCCAGUGUAAGUAGCCCGGCAGUGACCACGGAGAAUAACAGAAAUGUGCAUUUGGAGCAGCCAGAGCAGGACCCUGGUUCCUCCGCCGAUGACACUUCGGCUGCGCGCCAGGCGGCUUUAGAAGGCGACUUCAUAGCUGCAGCCCCUGGCCUUUCUGGCGGGGGGUCUCAGUCUGCUCUGAAGGACGCGGCCGGCAAAGCAGGCGAGGAGGGGGAGCGCCUCGUGCCCGAGAGUCUCCAGCCAGCCUCUCCCCAGCAGCCUGCCUCCGGGAAUGGCUCUGCAGACCUGUCCCCGGCAGCCUCCGUCCUGAAGGAGGGGGGCAGGGACGCAGGCUCGGAUAGCCGCCCCGUAGUACCGCCUGCCUCUGGCGUGGAAGGAGGCCGAGCGGAUCAGGACAGCGCUUCCCCGAAGCUUUCUCAGAACAUUGCUGUCCAGACUGACUUUAAGACGGCGGACUCAGAGGUAAACACAGACCAAGACAUUGAGAAGAAUCUGGGUAAAAUGAUGACCGAGAGAACCUUACUGAAGGAGCGCUACCGAGAGGUCCUAGACAAGCAGAGGCAAGUUGAGAACCAGCUCCAGGUUCAGUUAAAGCAGCUUCAGCAGCGGAGGGAAGAAGAGAUGAAGAAUCACCAGGAGAUAUUGAAGGCUAUCCAGGAUGUAACGAUAAAGCGGGAAGAAACAAAGAAGAAGAUAGAGAAAGAAAAGAAGGAGUUUUUACAGAAGGAGCAAGAUUUGAAAGCAGAAAUUGAGAAGCUUUGCGAGAAAGGUAGAAGGGAGGUGUGGGAAAUGGAGCUGGAUCGACUCAAGAAUCAGGAUGGUGAAAUAAAUCGGAAUGUUCUGGAAGAGACAGAGCGGGCGUGGAAGGCAGAGAUCUUGUCACUGGAGAGUCGGAAAGAAUUGCUAGUGUUGAAAUUAGAAGAAGCAGAAAAAGAAGCCGAAUUGCACCUUACUUACCUCAAGUCGACCCCCCCGACACUAGACACAGCUCGGUCCAAACAGGAGUGGGAGACCAGGCUGAACGGAGUUCGGAUCAUGAAGAAGAACGUUCGGGACCAGUUCAAUAGCCACAUCCAGCUCGUGAGGAACGGGGCCAAGCUGAGCAGCCUUCCUCAGAUCCCCACCCCCACGCUGCCCCCUCCCCCCUCAGAGACAGACUUCCUGCUUCAGGUGUUUCAGCCCAGCCCCUCCCUGGCUCCUCGGAUGCCCUUCUCUCUUGGGCAGGUCACAGUGCCCAUGGUCAUGCCCAGCGCAGACCCCCGGCCCUUGUCUUUCCCCAUCCUGAACCCCGCCCUCUCCCAGCCCAGCCAGCCCUCCCCGCCCCUUCCUGGAUCCCAGGGGAGAACUAGCCCAGGUUUGGGUCCCCUUGGCGGCCCCCACGGCCCACACAUGCCCCCUGCCGCCUCCGUCCCGCCUCCCCCAGGCCUGGGCGGUGUUAAGGCUUCUGCUGAAACUCCCCGGCCCCAGCCAGUUGACAAACUGGAGAAGAUUCUGGAGAAGCUGCUGACGCGGUUCCCACAAUGCAAUAAGGCCCAGAUGACCAACAUUCUUCAGCAGAUUAAGACGGCGCGCAGCACGAUGGCCGGCCUGACCAUGGAGGAGCUCAUGCAGCUGGUGGGUGCUCGCCUGACAGAGCACGAGCGGAUAGCAGCAAGCUCCCAGCCGCUCGGUCGCAUCCGGGCCUUGUUCCCGGCUCCGCUGGCCCAGAUCAAUACUCCGGUGUUCUUGCCUUCUGCCCAGGUCUCCUACCCUGGGAGGUCUCCACACGCUCCGGCCACCUGUAAGCUGUGUCUGAUGUGCCAGAAACUGGUCCAGCCCAGCGAGCUGCACCCCAUGGCGUGUUCCCACGUGCUGCACAAGGAGUGUAUCAAAUUCUGGGCCCAGACCAACACAAAUGACACUUGUCCCUUUUGUCCAACUCUUAAAUGACGGAGCCGACGGGGGAGGACGCCAGGAGAGACUGAUGUGAAGCGCGGGUUCGAGAUUUCUAAGACUCUAUAUUUAUACAGCAACAUAUCCUCAUGCCAUGUACAUUUCUAUUAUAUAGGUAACGUGUGUAUAGAAAGUCUGUAUUCCGAUGUUUGUGAAAUGAAAGUGUGUAUAUCAUGCAGAAAUGGUCUGUCCCCCUCCUCCCACAGUCCCGGGGGGCGAGGGGGGGCUGCCGAGCAUAGGACAGGUGAGGUCACUUGUCCUCACGCCCCGCCACUCUUGCCUCGGGCUGUCCCAGACCCAGGGACAGCCCCUCUGGGUGGCUGCCGAUGCUCGGGCCCUUCCCCCUCUGGCGGGCUCAGCCUCCACCCGCUCUCCAGGCUCCUGUGAACCCUGGUGCUCACCUGCUGCCCAGCCUCAGUCCACUCCUGGCAGGGAACCGAGACCUGCUGAGUUUGGCUCCUCACCGGCUCUGAGACAUGCGGUCCACAGGAGUCUGACAUCAGCAGAAUUCACAGCUGGGCCAAGUUUCCCCCCCUCGGGCCCCAGCCCACCCCCCCAGCCCCGCCCACUCGAGGCCUUGGGCCCUCUUCUUUAGGGACUGGCCUAGCUACAGACCGUAGCUUCACAGCCCCCUCUGCCUCUUCUUGGCAUCUGCGCUCAGCUCAGGAGCCCCUCUCCCGCUGAAGGUCAAGGCCAGGUUGCCAGGUGGCCUCCUGUGAGCUGCAGGCAGGCCCUCGGAGAGGAGAGGUCUGUGCAAGAGUACUCUCUGGAUCUCCUUGGGGUCCUGAGCUCCCGACUUGAAACCAGAAAGCUAAGGGACCUGCCUGCAGGCUGUCCCGGGGCUGGAGGCUAAGGGGCCGGGGUCCAGCCUGUCCCUAGGCUGCUGUGACUUGGGACACCAGCCUCUGCCGGCCGAGCACUGUGGGUCCCGAGCUUCCCAGCCGAGCAGAGCCUCAGGUCUGCCCUUUGGUCUUUGCUCCUAGGGGAAACGGCUUCCACUCCCUUCACUUUUGGAAUUAAAUAAAAGUUAAGUGUUGAUAGAGCAAAAUUAGCUCCAGGGCAAGGACAUCCAUCCUCUCAUCCGGGCCCUGCAAAGGCUUCCUGGUCCCAGUGGCCCCACCCAGGGCUGCUCGGACUUCCCCGUCUGACCACCUCUCCGACCUUCUCUCUGCUCCUCUCUGCUCUUCCCUUCUCCGCCCCUGCCGCCUUCCCUGCUCCACCUGACCCUUUUUUGUUUCCUGGCCCAUCGUCACCGGCCCCUCAUUCUCUUCUCUGCCCCGCGGGGCCCCGGCUUGUUAGCUAGCACCAGUUUAAGGAGCUGGAUCUGGGGGCUCCCUUGGCAUGUUGUAGGGACGAGACGUCUGCGGCCCUCCCUCCUGGCUCAGGAGUGCCGUGACCCCCGAGCUGUCACACGUGGCCGAAUGGAAGACUGGCGCCUCUGCCCUCUGCUCCUGUAGGGGUGCGGGUGGAGGGUGUCCUUUGCUUUGCAGUCUGCAGAUUUUCUCUCCCCGCAUCCAUAUUGGCAGCCGUUGGGCUGCCUGCAGUGUGUCCCAUCAGACCUGGCAAGCAUAGGAAUUAGUCUACUUAUAUCAAAGUGUGUUGCUUUUCCACAAAUCUUUGAGCCAGUGGGGGAAGAAAGUAUGGAGUGAAUUGGGGGUGCUUCUGUGGGUGCUCGAGAGCCAGGGUCACAGCAGGAGGGACGGGGGUGCAGGGCUGCAGCCUCCCCAGCUGCCUUUUCUCCUUCCCAUUCAGCAUCAGUCACAAAGCAACACUUAGGGAGCCCCUUCCCCUCCCCCUGCCGCCCUUUCCUCCCUCUCCCUUUGCACGUGGGCCUGCGGGGAGGGGCCGGGCCUCCCCCCACCCUGUGGGGAAGGUCCCAGAAGCAGUGAGAGGAGACGCAAUGUCUGUUCCGGAGUAGAAUUUACAAAUAGAGAUAUAUAAUACAUAUUUUUACAAGCAGAA